AUGGCAAAGCUUCCCCCAUUCAACAAGGCCACUCAACGUCCGCAAGCCGGUAGGACACGGUCUAAGGUACUCUGGCAUCGCAUUACUCGUUCCUUGUGCUAUCUGAUUGCCUGGAUCUUCUUGCUCCUGGUGUGUAUAGGCAAUGUCGCCGACAAACCCGUCAUCCGAGAGACCUACUUUCUCAAGAUCGACCUGGCCAACAUCAUCCCCCUCUCCGUCCCCAAUGCCGUCCUGAUCAACACCAUUGCCCGAACCAUCGGACUGCACGACUUCUACCAAGUCGGCCUCUGGAACUUCUGUGAGGGCUACUUGGACGAGGGCAUCACGCACUGCUCCAAGACCAAGACGCUGUACUGGUUCAAUCCCGUCGAGAUUAUCCUCAAUGAGCUUCUCUCCGGCGCAACGAUUGCUCUGCCCUCCGAUAUCACUUCCGCCCUCAAGAUUGCCCGCAUCGCCUCCCACUGGAUGUUCGGACUCUUCCUGACUGCCACCGUGCUCAGCUUCAUCCUCAUCUUCCUCUCCCCACUGGCCGUUUCCUCGCGGCCCCCGCAGACCAUCUCCGCCGACCCAGCCGUCAAUCAAACCCACCCCCAGCACCGCCGUCGCACCUUCGUCUUCCUGCGCGCUUUCCCCUUCCUUCUCCUCACCUUCUUGGCCGCUCUUUUCACUAUCGUCGCCUCAGUCGUCGCGACAGUCAUGUUCAUCAUUUUUCGCAAUGUUUUCACCUCCUCCAGCUACGACCUCAACAUCGGCGCCUCCCUCGGCACCCGCAUGCUGGCCUUCAUGUGGAUCGCCUCGGGGUUCAACCUGAUCGCCUUCAUUCUGCAGCUGGGUUCGUGCUGCGCCUCCUGCUGCGGCGGCCGGAAGGCACGGAAGCAGUUGAAGCGG
Messenger RNA from Aspergillus saccharolyticus JOP 1030-1, 888 nucleotides. Its product is annotated as SUR7/PalI family protein. The record is from RefSeq and is a predicted model, not a curated record. Gene Ontology annotation, biological process: fungal-type cell wall organization. The annotation marks the transcript as partial. The transcript has 2 exons. Gene Ontology annotation, cellular component: plasma membrane; cell cortex of cell tip. NCBI's taxonomy places the organism in Eukaryota, Fungi, Ascomycota, Eurotiomycetes, Eurotiales, Aspergillaceae.